Molecule: messenger RNA, 636 nt
Organism: Kuraishia capsulata CBS 1993
Lineage: Eukaryota; Fungi; Ascomycota; Pichiomycetes; Pichiales; Pichiaceae
Exons: 1
Coding region: 1-636 (211 amino acids)
Source: RefSeq, a predicted model, not a curated record
AUGACGUUAAAACGGUCUCUAUCUACCAUGGUCAAGUCUCUGAAUAAUAAGACAAAAACCAAAACAAAAUUACACAAGCCAAAAGAGGAUGACUCCAGUUCAAUAUCUACCAGAUCUGAUGAAUUCUCGUUGCAAUCAUCACAGAUCUCGACCGCCAGUGGGUCCUACAUGCAAUCUCAAUCACAGACACAGUCACUAGAUCAGGACUAUUCGCUGCUAGAGGUGGACGAAACACCUGUGGAGAUUCAGGAUUUGUUGCCACCAAUCCCGCAGGAUGCGCCCUGCAAUCCAGAGGAACUUACGCCGGACGUGAUACCCUCGGGAAACCUGACGCCACAAUCGAGUGCGCUUCACGAACGCCUCAAGUCUGUGGAUUCGUCUGUUUUGGAUUUGGACGAGGAACUGGAAUCACAGAUACAGUUGCAUAGAAUAGGGAAGCCUAAUCUCCAGCUGAACUUGCAAAUGGCACAGUAUGCUCCAAGAUCUGGAUCCGUGUCGAGUCAAUCACAGCCUGCCACAGGACUAACAACUCCUGCGCACGAAGACGAUCUUGCCGAUGCCAUGGCGAUCAGCAUUUUGGAGAGGGUGAAGGGCGAGAAGGUUCCUGAGGGGAGAAUGGAUGGCUGGGCAAUAUGA